AUGGCUGUCGCUAGCCUAAACAUGUCGCCGAUCUUCAGUGGCUACCCGUUCCAAGGUCAGGGACGCGUCAACCAGCUGGGCGGAGUGUUCAUCAAUGGGCGCCCUCUGCCGAACCACAUCCGGCUACGGAUCGUCGAGAUGGCGGCGUCCGGGGUCCGUCCGUGCGUGAUCUCGCGUCAGUUGCGCGUCUCACACGGCUGCGUGUCGAAGAUCCUGAACCGCUACCAGGAGACGGGGUCGAUCCGGCCGGGCGUAAUCGGCGGCUCGAAACCACGCGUCUCGACACCCGAGAUCGAGCUCCGGAUCGAGGAGCUGCGCAAGGUAAACCCGGGCAUCUUCAGCUGGGAGAUCCGCGACCGUCUGAUCAAGGACGGGCUGUGCGAUAAGACGACGGCCCCAUCGGUCAGCUCGAUCAGUCGGCUGCUGCGUGGCGGCGGCCGUCGGGACGACUCCAUCGGCGGUCUAGCGGAGCUACGCGGGAACCACUCGAUCAACGGCAUCCUGGGUGGGUCAUCGUGCGACGAAGACUCCGACACCGAGUCGGAACCGGGCAUCACGCUGAAGCGCAAGCAGCGCCGCUGCCGGACCACCUUCAACGGGGACCAGCUGGAGGCGCUCGAGGUUGCGUUCGCCCGCACCCAGUACCCGGACGUGUACACUCGGGAGGAGCUCGCCCAGAAGACGAAGUUGACGGAGGCCCGCGUUCAGGUGUGGUUCUCCAAUCGGCGGGCCCGACUCCGGAAGCACAUGAGCUCUCAGCAGAUGUACCCGUCGGCGGCCCAGUAUCAGGUGCCGUUCGAGCAUCAAGGAUCGGGAUCACCGAUGGGAGCCGCCGCAGCGGCCGCCGCUGCAGCCGCUGCCGGGUUCCCGGGCUCGAUGACGCCAGCCUGGGCCGCCCAGUACUCGUCCGCCGGCCCCGGCCAACCCUCGGCGUCGAUGCACGCCCCGACGCAAACCUCCUACAAUCCGCUGGCCCAGACCAUGAUGCAUCCGACGUCCGCGACCAUGAGUCCGCCCGCGUCCAUGAGCCCCCCGAGCUCGGUCAGUCCGCCAGUGUCCCACGUGGGAGGCGCCCCGUCCACCUCGGUGUCCCCGGUACCACACCACGCCAACCACGGAGUCCAGAUGGCCCAGAACCACGGUGUUUCGGCGGCUCCGCCGCCCGGUGGCUACAACUACUUCUCGACGAUGCUGGACAACGGCACCCAGCACGGAGCCAGCAUGGCCGACCACCACCAUCACGCUGCUGCCGCCGCCGCCCACCAUCACCAGGCCCAGGCUGCGGCCCAGUCCUACGCCGUCGCCGUGGCCGGUGGCUACUCCUCGGCGGCGGCCGGCGCCAACGUGGACGCCGCCGUGGCUUCCCACCAGAAGUCCGCCAGCGAUUGGGACGCCUACAGCACGUUCUUCUCGAACAACAUGGGCCACCAUCACGCGGCACACCAUCAUCAUCCGCACGCCGCUUCGGCGGCGCACUACCAAUCGGCCGCGCUGGCCGCCGAGGCCAAGUCCGGCUAUCCCUACUUCGGGCAGCUCGGAGGUCUGGAGAUGAGCCGUCUGCACUGCUGA
Anopheles cruzii is the source of this 1569-nucleotide messenger RNA. RefSeq names its product protein gooseberry-like. Gene Ontology annotation, molecular function: DNA-binding transcription factor activity, RNA polymerase II-specific; RNA polymerase II cis-regulatory region sequence-specific DNA binding. Lineage: Eukaryota; Metazoa; Arthropoda; Insecta; Diptera; Culicidae. Gene Ontology annotation, biological process: regulation of transcription by RNA polymerase II; anatomical structure development. The record is from RefSeq and is a predicted model, not a curated record. Bases 1 to 1569 code for a protein of 522 amino acids. The transcript has 3 exons.